AUGAAUAGAAUAGCAUCGACAGGAUUAUUUACAAGAGCAAUAAAGUAUGGUGAGAGGAUGGCUAUUGUUAACACACCCGUUGAAGGGUUGGGUCAUCAUGGGUCACUCACUUACAAUCAAUUGUUGAACGAGACGGCAAGACUAUCAACCGAGUUGACAAAGCGUGGUGGUCGAACUGACAGAGAUGACAUUAACCAAGAACGUGUCGCAUUCAUGACAACUGCAUCAACAGACUAUGUUUGUGCGCAAUGGGGUAUUUGGAACGCUGGUGGUGUCGCCGUACCUCUAUCACCCCUACAUCCUGCCUCUGACAUUGAAUACUUUUUAAAUCAAUCAAAGGCAUCGGUUGUCAUGGCCGACCAAGACAACUAUGAUAAAGUAAAAGAUAUAGUUAAAUCUCUCAAUUGUACACAUUGGAUUGAUUUAAUUAAAUUGGAUAAAUCAACUGAAAAAUAUAAUAAUCAAAAUAACAACAAAUAUAAUAAUAAUAAUAAUCAAAAUAAUAAUCAAAUAUUUUCAAUUGAUAGAGAUAGAAAUGCAAUGAUUAUUUAUACAUCUGGUACAACUAAUAGACCAAAGGGAGUGGUUACGACACAUGCAAAUAUCGAGGCACAGAUAUCGACGUUGGUGGAUGCGUGGGGAUGGACCGAGAAUGACAAGAUAUUGCAAGUGCUGCCGCUGCAUCAUGUACAUGGUAUUAUCAACUGUCUUGGGUCUGCAUUGUGGAGUGGAGCAGUAUGCGAGAUGAUGCCAAAGUUUAGUGCAAAGGCAGUGAUUGACAGAUUCGUGCAAGACAAGAACGGUGCACCUAGUCGAUACCAAGUACCACCUUUAUCCGUGUUUAUGGCUGUUCCAACCAUCUAUGCAAAACUAAUCAAAUACAUUGAAACAGAGUGCGACAAUGACGAAAAUAGACAAGAGAUUAAAGAGGCGUUUCAAAAACUAAGACUGAUGGUCAGCGGAUCAAGCGCAUUACCAGUACCGGUGAUGAAAAAGUGGAAAGAGUUGUCUGGACACGACCUACUCGAGAGAUAUGGUAUGACAGAGAUUGGCAUGGCACUGUCCAACCCACUGCACGGUCAACGUAUACCUGGAACAGUUGGCUUCCCAUUACCGGGUGUCGAGACCAAGGUGGCCAAGAAAUCGGGCGAGUUGCUGAUUAGAGGACCACAAGUAUUCAAAGAGUACUUUGAUAAUCCAAAAGCAACGGCCGAGGCAAAGGAUCCCGAGGGAUGGUUUGCAACGGGUGACAUUGUCAGUGUCGAUAAGACUGGUCGAUACAGUAUCCAAGGAAGAGCGAGUGUAGAUAUUUUAAAGUGUUCUGGGUACAAGGUCAGCGCACUCGAAGUCGAAAGAGAAAUACUCGGUAAUGAAAAGGUUGAAGAUUGUGCAGUUGUCGGUAUACCAAGUGUGGAGUAUGGUGAAGUCGUUGCUGCUAUGGUCGUCGUCAAGCCCGGUCAAACUCUUUCCAAAGAAGAAUUGGAUCAAUACUGUCGUACUCAUAUCGUCGGUUACAAAUUACCUCGUAUUCUUCGAUUCGUUCCAGAAAUUCCAAAAAAUUCAAUGAUGAAAAUUGAUAAAAAGAUUGUAAAGAAAAUGAUUCAAGAUAGUAUUCAAAUUGAUUCUGGUAAUUAUUAA
Molecule: messenger RNA, 1638 nt
Organism: Cavenderia fasciculata
Lineage: Eukaryota; Evosea; Eumycetozoa; Acytosteliales; Cavenderiaceae
Exons: 1
Coding region: 1-1638 (545 amino acids)
Biological process (GO): fatty acid metabolic process
Molecular function (GO): medium-chain fatty acid-CoA ligase activity
Source: RefSeq, a predicted model, not a curated record